UGUCGGCAAUGAGCGAAUGAUCAUGGCAAAUGUGCCCAACUAAUUCUAAAUGCAUUAGCAAUUAUCCUGAGACUGUCAUUUUUUUCAUCGAAAAUUAAGAAUCAAUAACCAAUUCAAAUAACAAAUAUUUCUAUUUUAGCAAAACAUCAAACCCCUCUUAUAAAAAUAAAAAAAAUGUCCAAUAAAACGGUAAAUCGACGUCAAAAAUGGAGCGUGGAAAAUAUAAAAAUAAAUCGUGUAUCUACUGAGGCCUUAGCAUCACCUCCGGGUUAUUCACUAUCGACCAUAAAUCCUAAUAGCGAGGUAUCGAAGAAAACUGACGUGUCUAGGCUUAUAACGAAAAAGAGUUGGGAUUUGGCACUUACCCCACUCAAGCAAGUGCCGAUGAACUUAUUUAUAAUGUACAUGGCGGGUAAUUCGAUCUCCAUAUUCCCUAUAAUGAUGGUCGGCAUGCUAUUGAUGCGCCCUAUCCAGGCGAUAUGGUCUACAAAAGCAACUUUUAAGAUGAUGGAAACUUCAAAUGCGUGGCUGCAGAUUUUGGUUUAUGUGAUUGGAAACCUCGUUAAUGUGGGUCUGGCAUUGUAUAAGUGUCACAGCAUGGGCCUGCUACCAACAUAUGCAAGCGACUGGUUGGCUUUUGUUGAACCACCCAUAAGAAAUGAAUAUUUGGGAGGGGUUUUACUACAUUAGUAUAUAUUUAUAUAAAGUUCACAAUAUAUUAUUUGUAUCACGA
This is a messenger RNA of Cylas formicarius (sweet potato weevil), 733 nucleotides long. It is a transcript of the gene EMC4, whose product is annotated as ER membrane protein complex subunit 4. The transcript has 2 exons. Bases 175 to 690 code for a protein of 171 amino acids. The record is from RefSeq and is a predicted model, not a curated record. Gene Ontology annotation, cellular component: EMC complex. NCBI's taxonomy places the organism in Eukaryota, Metazoa, Arthropoda, Insecta, Coleoptera, Brentidae. Gene Ontology annotation, biological process: protein folding in endoplasmic reticulum.